Molecule: messenger RNA, 2120 nt
Organism: Setaria italica (foxtail millet)
Lineage: Eukaryota; Viridiplantae; Streptophyta; Magnoliopsida; Poales; Poaceae
Product: cytochrome P450 90D2
Exons: 7
Coding region: 138-1652 (504 amino acids)
Biological process (GO): multicellular organism development; sterol metabolic process; brassinosteroid biosynthetic process
Molecular function (GO): oxidoreductase activity, acting on paired donors, with incorporation or reduction of molecular oxygen, NAD(P)H as one donor, and incorporation of one atom of oxygen; iron ion binding; heme binding
Source: RefSeq, a predicted model, not a curated record
UUGCCAAUUCCAUCCUCUGGUUCUUCACUACAUAUAAGCCACUGCCGUGCCUCUUCUCCCUCUCGUAGCUCUAGCUUCGUUCACUCACUGCUCGGUGUGGGUGCACACACACGCACACAUACACCUUUUACCUUGCCAUGCCGGCCACCGCCGCUCUCUGGCCGGCGCCGGCGCCGGCGUUGGCCGUUGCGGUGUGGACGCUGUUUGUCGCCGCCGCGGUCGUCGGCCUGUGGACGCUGCUAUCCUGGCCCGGAUGGAGGCGGGGCGCGGGCAAGGAGCAGGCGGCGCGGCUCCCGCCCGGCAGUUUCGGGUGGCCGCUGGUGGGCGAGACGCUGGACUUCGUGUCCUGCGCCUACUCGGCCCGUCCGGAGGCCUUCGUCGACAAGCGGCGGCUCCGGCACGGGAGCCCGGUGUUCCGGUCGCACCUGUUCGGUUCGGCGACGGUGGUGACGUCGGACGCGGAGGUGAGCCGGUUCGUGCUGCAGAGCGACGCGCGGGCGUUCGUGCCGUGGUACCCGCGCUCGCUGACAGAGCUCAUGGGCAAGUCCUCCAUCCUCCUCAUCAACGGCAGCCUGCAGCGGCGCGUCCACGGCCUCGUCGGCGCCUUCUUCAAGUCGCCGCAGCUCAAGGCGCAGGUCACCGCCGGCAUGCAGCGCCGCCUCGCGCCGGCGAUCGACGCCUGGCGCGACCAGGGCCCCGGCGCGCUCGUCCGCAUCCAGGACCACGCCAAGGCGAUAGUGUUCGAGAUCCUGGUGAAGGGCCUGAUCGGGCUGGAGCCAGGCCCGGAGACGCAGCUGCUCAAGCAGCAAUUCCAGGAGUUCAUUGUCGGCCUCAUGUCCCUUCCGAUCAAGCUGCCGGGGACUAGGCUCUACAGAUCCCUGCAGGCCAAGAAGAGGAUGGCGAAGCUGAUACAGGGCAUCAUACAGGAGAAGAGGAGGCGGCGGAGGGCCGUCCCCGACGGCGGCGAGGGGCCGCGGGCGCCGCGCGACGCCAUCGACGUGCUCAUAAGCGGCGGCGGCAGCGACGAGCUCACCGACGAGCUGAUAUCCGACAACAUGAUCGACCUGAUGAUCCCCGCCGAGGACUCUGUGCCGGUGCUCAUCACGCUCGCCAUCAAGUAUCUCAGCGAGUGCCCUCUGGCUCUGCAGCAACUGGAGGAGGAGAACAUGCAGCUGAAGAGGCGAAAAACCGACAUGGGCGAGGCCUUACAGUGGACAGACUACAUGUCAUUGUCAUUCACACAACAUGUGAUAACGGAGACGCUGCGGAUGGGCAACAUCAUCAAUGGGAUCAUGCGCAAGGCGGUACGGGAUGUCGAGGUGAAGGGCCACCUCAUUCCCAAAGGUUGGUGCGUGUUCGUGUACUUCCGAUCGGUCCACCUCGAUGACAAGCUCUACGAUGAGCCCUACAGGUUCAAUCCAUGGAGGUGGAAGGAGAAGGACACGAGCACCAGCAGCUUCACUCCUUUUGGUGGUGGGCAGAGGCUGUGCCCGGGCCUGGAUCUGGCCAGGCUGGAAGCUUCCAUCUUUCUCCAUCACUUGGUCACCAGCUUCAGGUGGGUGGCCGAGGAGGACCACAUCGUCAACUUCCCAACCGUGCGGCUGAAGCGAGGCAUGCCCAUCAGGGUCACCACCAAGGACGGCUCUCACUAGCACCCCGGAUCAAAUCAUUCUGCAAGCACCAUCUAUCAUCAUAUAGGCUCCUCAAACAGCAACAGUGGAGGACCCUUGGCUUGAAGAUAAACAUAUGGCAACAACAUCUAGAGACAUUGAUCCAUGGGUCUCUAGGCGAAACGCGUUGCGGCUCCACAUUGCUAUGCGUUUGGAUGUGGAGGUGUACAGAAGAGAAGAGAGGAAGAGGAAGGGUUAGGAAGCUUGAUCUGCCAGGAAGUACACUGCUAAUGUUUAAUUAAUUAGUACUAAGAUAAGAGUAGUAUCAGUACAGUAUUAUACUAUAGCCAUGGCCCAUCAAAGACCAUCUCCUGAUGCAUAUGCAUGGUGUUAAUUGUAGAUUUGUUAUAGAGUGUAUUAUUAUUAUAUGAAAUGUGCCACAAGCAAGGCAGGGAUUGGGAUUUGGGAUGGUCCACAAGGCCCGGCUAAAAUGAAAUGGGUUAAAGAUUA